AUGGCCUUUCAGUUCUUCGCAAAGGUGCAUCAAUCCAAAGCGCCCACUUCUCCACCUUUGUCUCCCCCUCAGGCACCAGCGUCGAUAACCUCCUCGUCUACAAACACUCACCCUAGGCCACCCAAAUGUCCGCCCCCUUUUGUCGUACCGUCCACCUCGGGCUCCCAUACUGUGAGCCUGGCUUCCAAAUUUCAGCCUCCAGCAGGCCGGGACUCGACUUUCCAAGCGGUUGCAUACCCAAAUCCCAUCGCAUCAGGCCACCCCACUCCGCACCCGCAUGUUACCGUUGAAGUGGUGGGCACAGCUCACAUUCCUUCCCUCACUCGGAUCACGGGCUUGUUGCUUCCCAUUCGCUAUCCGAAUUCUUUCUACACAGCCAUGAUCACGGAUCCCGUGAUCGCGUCGCUGUCCCGCGUGGCCGUCUACCAUGAUCAUCCGGUAGCUGCCGCGCCCGCCUCCGCAGCGUCACCUUCCUCGACAAGCUUGCAGACGCCAGCGACAGGGACUGACAAAGUCAUCGGAGGAAUCAGGUGCCGACUGGAGCGGCUACCGCCCACUACCGCGGGAAUUUUGCAAGGUCGUUCGAACUCGGAGCCGACAAAUCUUUACAUCCAGACCCUACACCUUCUCUCUCCGUAUCGGGGAUGUGGGAUUGCAGCGUCACUGCUUAAUUCGCUACUCUUCUCGCCAGAUGGGUCUUCAUCUUCGGGUUCCUCGGACACCCAAUCUGGUCAGCAAGUCUCAGAACUGGUAAGGCAUUACAACAUUCGCACCGUCACAGCCCAUGUCCACGAGGCCAACGAAGAAGGGCUGAAGUGGUACGUUGCACGUGGGUUCAAGGUGGAAGAUGGGGUCGUGGAAAAUUAUUACCGUCGACUGAAACCUUCCGGGGCAAGAAUAGUCAAACUUGUCCUCCAGUGGACGGAUGCGAAUAACGAGGGGAACACUUCUGCUCGCAACAAGGAUCGAGACCAGCGCAAGGCCCCUGGAGACGACGAUGAAGACUGGGAAAAGGUCGAAGCUGAAGACGAGGAUGACGAGGAAGAUCAUGGAGUACAACCUUUCGGGGAUUCAGAUUCUAAGCUUCUCGAAGUCGACGAGGGUGUGAGCAGGAAGCGCAAGGCAGAUGAUGAGCCUCAGCGGCUAUGA
Messenger RNA from Aspergillus sclerotioniger CBS 115572, 1149 nucleotides. RefSeq names its product GNAT family N-acetyltransferase. The record is from RefSeq and is a predicted model, not a curated record. The transcript has a single exon. Gene Ontology annotation, cellular component: NatA complex. NCBI's taxonomy places the organism in Eukaryota, Fungi, Ascomycota, Eurotiomycetes, Eurotiales, Aspergillaceae. Gene Ontology annotation, biological process: mitotic sister chromatid cohesion. Bases 1 to 1149 code for a protein of 382 amino acids.